Molecule: messenger RNA, 2815 nt
Organism: Cydia strobilella
Lineage: Eukaryota; Metazoa; Arthropoda; Insecta; Lepidoptera; Tortricidae
Exons: 11
Coding region: 284-1300 (338 amino acids)
Source: RefSeq, a predicted model, not a curated record
GUGGAUUGUUGCAAUAAUAAUAAAAUUAAAAACACCGUCAUGUAGAAACACCGAUUUCACUGGUGUUGCAAGAUUUUUUUGAGGGAAUUUGACAUUUAGAAAGCAGAAUUAAGUUUUUGCAGUGAUAUUUUGUUAUUGUUUAUUAAAUUUUCUUUAUAAUUGCUGAAUAUCUGGAAGUUUACUACGCCGUGCUAGUUCUCGAGUUGCUCUAUCAGUACCUAACCAAAAUGUCCAUGUAUGAAUGUUUACCGAAAUUUGUGUGUAUGAGAGAGGUUGAAGAAUCAUGUCCGACGAGGAACAGGUGGUCUCAGAGACACAGGUGCUCACGGCAGAGUUUAAAGAUGGUCAACUUGAAAUCGUGGAGGUGUCGCCAUUUGACAAUAAUGAGACUAACACAGUGGAAACUAUCCUCCCCGACGUGGCAAUGUCGGAGAGCAGUGAAGACCAGGAGCCUAAAUACCAGAUCCUCACGGACUCCUCCAGGGGUCUGAUGCACUUGGAUCUCUUAAACCUGACCCUUGUCAAAUGUGGCGACGGUGAGGAAUCAUACCGUCUAAUGACCAAUCAGGAAGCGGAAGGGGAGUUGGGCGAGACGGUCACCUGCGUCUUGCAGUCCAGUGAUGGCGAAGGCGAAGACGCGCAGAACGCCUACGUUGGCAAGAAGCAAGUUUACUUAACCAGAGAAGAUCACGAUGAAUACGUCAUGGUUAACGGGGAAGACGGGCCGGUCGUCAUUCUAAAAUCAUCACUAGAAGGAGUUGAAGAAACUGAGACGCCACUGGCGAAGACUGAGAAACCAGUUAAGAAACCACUCACAGCUGUCGAGUUACUAGAAAAAGCGAAAGCCCUACAAAAGGCCAAGGCACAAAUGCAGACCCAAAAACGGGGUCGCAAGCGUCGGGGCACCCUCCCCUCGCCGCACGAGCUUCUAUCGUCGCCUAAUUUUAAGUUGUUCCUGUACUCCUGCAAGCUGUGUGCUUUCAAGUGUAAUGCCAUCAAGGAGCUGACAGCGCAUAAGGCGGCGGAGCACGGGCCGGGGGGCAGCCGGCUGAAGGGCGCGCGCGCGGCCGCCACCACGCUGCAGUGCGCGCGCUGCCCCUUCCGCGGCGGCUCGCACUCGCAGUUAAUGAAACACGUGCAGGAGCAACAUUUAAAAGACACGAAUGCGGAAGUUUACCUUAAUUCAGCGGAAGCGGAAGCAGCGGAUGUCCUGGUGUGUGGCGCGUGCGGGUUCGAGUCCGCGUCGAGGCCUGAAUUCCGGCGCCAUAUUGAAGACAAACAUAAUGUCAACGUCAGUUGAGACAACUAAUGUUAUGUUAAUUUUAUCAAGCGUUUUAUCAACGUCAAGUAGGAUUUUGAGUCUUAGGACCGUGAUAUAUGGUUCGAUUUUGAUUGAACUUAUUCCUAUCCGAGAACAUUUUUAAUGUAUAUUCGAUAGACGUAUUAAAGCAUCCCUUUUUGUAUCAGCAGUUGAGAAAAGAGCCUAAAGAUCAUGAUAGAUCUACAUUACUACGAAUGUUUCAUAUAGCCCAAUAGUAGUCCAGAUUAAAAAAAUAUAUUUUUUUCUUCACUCAGUGUGAGGUUCACAUCAUUUAGCAUCACGUCAACGGCAGAAGAAAAUACUUGUCCUAUUUUCUAAAUUUAUUUCCUUACGUCAAAUGAAAGUGACGCAAUCAAAUCAAAUAUGUGCCAUUCUCAAUCAAAAGGGUACUUAUUUUCGGUUGUCAAUAAGGCGCUAUUUCCAUAUAGCUUUAAUUUGAAAUCAACCUUUUCGACAAGCGACAAUGUGGUACCUUUUGGUUGAAAACGUCACAUAUAAUUUUAUAUUUAUUAGCAGGCAAGCCCAUCACGAAGUGAAUGAGGGCUAUCGUUUUUUUGCUCACCAGUUGGCGCCUCUGUUGAUGGUGGUCCAAAAGACUAAAGAACAGCUGUCAGUCAUUGAAGUGACAUUUCGAACUAUGGAAAAGACAAAAGACCACCAUCUACACUAGCGCCCCUAGCGGCGAAUUCAUACGCGUUAGCCCUCAUUGAGGUUACAAUGUAUCAGAUGUAUUGCGAAAUAUAAAAUUUCGUUAUUUGGGUCAAAAUUAUUUUCGUUGUCCUGUUUCUUGUCCCCAAAAAAUGUGACGGAGUGGAGUUUCUUGUAUGGGGUGAAAUUUAGUUUUUAAUUUUUUUCUAGAGAGAUCAUCUACAGCUAGAAAGGCAUGCAAUAGCAUUUUGCUUUUUUAGGGUUCCGUACCCAAAGGGUAAAAACGGGACCCUAUUACUAAGACUCCGCUGUCCGUCUGUCUGUCACCAGGCUGUAUCUCAUGAACCGUGAUAGCUAGACAGUCGAAAUUUUCACAGAUGAUGUAUUUCUGUUGCCGCUAUAACAACAAAUACUAAAAACAGAAUAAUAUAAAUAUUUAAAUUAAAUGGGGCUCCCAUACAACAAACGUGAUUUUUUUGCUGUUUUUUUCCGUAAUGGUACGGAACCCUUCGUGCGCGAGUCCGACUCGCACUUAGCCGGUUUUUAAUUUUUCUGAAGAGAAUUAUCAUCUACAGUUAGAAAGACAUGCAAUAGCAUUUUACUUUUUUAUUUAUUUGAUAAAAGAUAAAUAGAAGCGUGACAGAGUGGUCAGAAACAAGACAACGUAAAGAAUUUUGACCCAUCUGCCUCUUUAUCGCCCCUGCAUAUUUUAGCGAUUUUGGUUUUUAGCGGUAGGGCCUUUGAUCCCUUACUAGGCCUGCAAUACAAGUUGAUGGCUGUAUCGUUUUAGGCAAAGUAUUUUAAUUAGGAAAAUAAAUUAUACAAAUAUUUUUGAUUUUUAUUCAA